Molecule: messenger RNA, 1125 nt
Organism: Kwoniella mangroviensis CBS 8507
Lineage: Eukaryota; Fungi; Basidiomycota; Tremellomycetes; Tremellales; Cryptococcaceae
Exons: 5
Coding region: 1-1125 (374 amino acids)
Biological process (GO): nucleotide metabolic process
Molecular function (GO): ATP:ADP adenylyltransferase activity; ATP binding
Source: RefSeq, a predicted model, not a curated record
AUGGCAUACCCAAACAACCCAUCUUCACCUACCGACUUGUUAUCCGCCUUACCAGCCAAAUUCGAACAAGCUAGGAAGAGCGGUCAACUGUAUUUCUUCCCUAGUGAAGCUAGAGAUGUAUACUCGCAAGGAAGGAGGUUCAACCUUCGACUAUGUCCAGCUUUACAAGACAAACAAAAGGCCAAAAGCGAUGCUUUGGAAGCUGUGAAAGCCGAAAACGGAACAUCAGGAUCACCUGAACGUAAAAGAGCAAGGACCGAGGAGACAGUGGAUAAGCAGAAUGGUGAAGAACCGUUCAAACCUCCUUAUGUGGAAGAACUUUAUGUAGGAUGUUUAGAGGGGCUGGAAGGUGAGGAAGGGAUGAGUAUACUGUAUUCUCUCUUACCUGAACAUAUACUCCUCUGUCCACCUUCAUACCAGCCCCAAUCACUCCCGCCUACUCCACCUCAGUUAGCACUAGCGUACAACAUCCUCCAGGCGGCUUUGAGGCAUCCUACCAGACCUAGGAAACUCUUAGGGUUUUAUAAUGGUGGUGAAGGUGCGGGAGCAAGUCAGAAAUGGCGUCAUCUGCAGUUCGUCGAAGUACCAGGUGGAAGAGCACCCGUUGAAGAGUGGUGUCAGACUGUACAGUUCUCAAGGCCAGAUCAAGCGAUCCUUCUUCCUGAUGUACCUUACCUACACAUCAUUCAUCCUCUACCACCUCAUGCAUCUGUACCGUACCCUCCCACAGCCGAGACCAACGAACAGCUGGUGGAUCUCUUGGCUCCUGCCAUGAUGAAGAUGUUCGACCUUGCUUUUGACGCUUUGAGGAACGGCGGUGCAGACAAAGAUGGUGGAUGGAACUUGUUAAUCACUUUAGACCAUCUCCAUCUCAUCCCCCGUUUCCUCCCUUCCUUCCCCUUACCUUCCCCCCAUCAGCCCCUCGAGCUCAACUCAUUAGGAUACGCAGGGAUGAUGUUGGUCAAAUCCCAAGAUGAGCAAGAUGCCCUCACAAAAGCGACAGAGGAUCAAGGUGGUUUGAUGCAUGUAUUGCAGAGAUGUGGUGUACCUAGAGAAUGGGGAGAGAAGGCUAAAGAGGUUGAGGGCAUACAACAGGGGUCUCAUGAGCUGGAUUUGGGUCUUUAG